Racocetra fulgida is the source of this 353-nucleotide messenger RNA. Lineage: Eukaryota; Fungi; Glomeromycota; Glomeromycetes; Diversisporales; Gigasporaceae. The record is from the annotation of a GenBank genome assembly.
UACAAGAAGCUGUGAGAGAAGAUAGCGCAGUAGUUUUUAGUAAAUUGAAAGAAAGUCAUAGUAUACUCAGAGAUAUGAAUCCGCCUAUAACCGAGUCUUCCGCAUCUAACUCUUAUUCAUCUAAAUGUGUUAGGGUUGAGGAUGAAGAUCCUAAUCACAUUGAUUCUGAUUACAUUGAGGAUGAAUGCAAAGAAGAUGUUGUUAAUGAAAAUAAAAAAUCAGGAAGCAUUUGUGAAAAAGUGAUUAAAGGGGAAACAAAUUCUUUUGUUGUUCAUAAUACAAGAAAACGUACUGAAAUGCUCAAAGGUGUAAAUAAUAACUUGGAUGGAAGAGAGUUUAAGAAGGCGAAAUGA